AAGCCUCCGGAUCCCAGCCUCUGGGCCCUGAACUCCUGCCCAAGAUGAUCCCAGUGGUGGUCUUGCUGCUACUGCUGCUGCUGAUUCAAGAAGCUGAGGCUCUGUCUGAACCCCAGCUCUGUUACAUUCUGGAUGCUGUGCUGUUUAUCUAUGGCAUUGUCCUCACUCUCCUCUACUGCCGCCUCAAGAUCCAGAUGCGAAAGGCAGCAGCUCGAUAUGAGAAAUCUGAGGAAGUCUACACAGGCCUGAGUUCCCGGACCCAAGAGACUUAUGAGACACUGAAAUAUGAAAAACCUCCACAGUAGAGGAAGAACUAAGGCCAGAGCCCCUAUGGUCACUUCAAGUCUCAAGUCUCAAUCCCAGCCCCCACUGCCACCUGAGCACCCUUUUUUGCCCUGACCUUUGCGAUUAAAAUCAACACAUAAAAUAUGCCCAUCCUCCUUGUUACUAUGAUGUAACUUCACUUCUCUGAUAACCAUCUGGCUUUGCCUCUUUUUAUUAAUAGACGAUUCCACUUGCUCAUGUUACUAUCCCUGCCCCCAUGAAUCUACAAAGAUGUCACUGACCCUCAUUAACAUUCACAUACUGAUCCCUGACCAUCCCUUCUUAUUAAAGAGUCUCCUACUCCUUGUCUG
Molecule: messenger RNA, 635 nt
Organism: Gracilinanus agilis (Agile Gracile Mouse Opossum)
Lineage: Eukaryota; Metazoa; Chordata; Mammalia; Didelphimorphia; Didelphidae
Gene: FCER1G
Product: Fc fragment of IgE receptor Ig
Exons: 5
Coding region: 45-305 (86 amino acids)
Biological process (GO): innate immune response; neutrophil activation involved in immune response; antigen processing and presentation of exogenous peptide antigen via MHC class I
Cellular component (GO): membrane; external side of plasma membrane; Fc-epsilon receptor I complex
Molecular function (GO): IgG binding; IgE receptor activity
Source: RefSeq, a predicted model, not a curated record